AUGUCCCUAGCACCGAGCUCCCCACGAUUGCCAAGUCCGCCGCCGCCGGCCGAGAUCCAGAUUGGACCCAAAUCGCCCUCUGGCGGCCCGGCGGCCAGUCCCCAGACAACGCACUCGGAGCAGACGCUGCUUGACGCGAGCUCCAGGCGGCGCAUACACCCGGGAACCAAAGCUACCGACAUGGCAGCCGGUCCUCCCUUGAUACCCCUUCACGAGGUUCAAACUAACCUCAACCAGCUGGAUUCAGCGUUCCAACUCCAGGAACACCUUGCCGCCCUCCACUGCUACCAUACCGCCUCCAACACCCAGCCGCUCACCCGACAAACCGCCCUCCAGCUCGCGAAACCUCCUACCGGUAUCGAUCGUACCAUCUGGCUCUACGAGCUCUGCCGCUUCCUCAUCUCGCAGUGCAACUCCCUCAUCGUCGGCUUCCUCUUCGACACCCCUCCAUGCAGCGCAAGCACGUGUCCCGAGAUGCGCGCCUCUGAAUGGCAGUUCCUAUGCGCUGUCCAUGAGCAGCCCAAGAGCUGCUGUGCAAUCGACUACUGCUGCCACACUCUCGACUGGGCCGCCAACGUCGUCACUGACCAAAAGAUAUUCCCCAGCCGAUUCGUCGUCCUCAGCGAUAACCAUAGCAAGAACGUUGGGGUCAAGAAUCUGGUCAACGUGUUUCGCCGUCUUCAUCGCAUAUUUGCUCAUGCGUGGUUCCAGCACCGCGGGGUCUUCUGGUCUGUUGAGGGCCAGACUGGUCUGUACGUCUUUUUCAAGACCGUCUGCGACCUGUACGACUUAUUGCCUGCGGAGAACUACAAGCUGCCCCCAGAGGCCGAAGGCUUGGAAGCCCCAACAGUAGAGCAAGAGAUUGAGAAGCCUACGCCAACCAUCCUGAAGCCCCAGGUACAGCAACACGGCUCAAGUGGUGAAGAAGAUAACCUCCAUCCUACUCGAACCAACACACGACGACAUAUUAGGAGCAGUCCGUCGACCGGUAGUGCUGUUACGACGGUCCUAGAAGCAGAGGAAGAGGAGGCAGGUGGUGUGUCACGGAGGCUAAAAGAGAUGCACAUUUCGGCCCCCUCGACUGUCGAGGAGGAGCCUGAGGUCGCGGAAGUCCCCGUCAUUGUUGAACAAUCCGUCAUGGCACAAUCCUCGGCUCAGGACCAAGACCCACUCACCCCAGAAACUGAAGAGGAUGAGGACGAGGAGGACGAGGAGGACGAAGAGGAAAGCGAGGAAGAUGAGGACGCAGACCAAACCAUCAUGGAAGCGGACCCUGACCCUGACCCUGAGCCAACAGAGAACAAGGAUGCACGAGCCGAUAAGCCCGCACCGCCGCAGGAGGAGGACGCCUCGGAGGAUGCCACAGAUGACGGCAAGCCCAAGGACGACCCUGCAACUGAGAAAAAGCCCGAAGCAUCUUCCAAGACCCCAGCAUCGACAGAGGUCGAGGAACCUGCCAAAGAGGCAGCCUCCGGGCAACCAGCUACCGAAGUCGACGCAAAGAAACCCGAGGAAGACACGACUGCCGCUCCAUCGAAAACCGAGCCCGCAGAGGACGAUAAAUAA
Ilyonectria robusta is the source of this 1566-nucleotide messenger RNA. RefSeq names its product Mob1/phocein. Bases 1 to 1566 code for a protein of 521 amino acids. The record is from RefSeq and is a predicted model, not a curated record. Gene Ontology annotation, cellular component: cytoplasm. The transcript is spliced from 2 exons. NCBI's taxonomy places the organism in Eukaryota, Fungi, Ascomycota, Sordariomycetes, Hypocreales, Nectriaceae.